Molecule: messenger RNA, 726 nt
Organism: Neohortaea acidophila
Lineage: Eukaryota; Fungi; Ascomycota; Dothideomycetes; Mycosphaerellales; Teratosphaeriaceae
Exons: 1
Coding region: 1-726 (241 amino acids)
Biological process (GO): carbohydrate metabolic process
Cellular component (GO): membrane
Molecular function (GO): hydrolase activity, acting on carbon-nitrogen (but not peptide) bonds
Source: RefSeq, a predicted model, not a curated record
AUGAGCGCCAGGCUGACCGCCAUCGCCGUGCUGGCCCUCGUCAUCUUGCCCUUAUAUUGCAUCUACAAGCCGCCCGGACUGGUCAUUAGCUGGCUCCAGCGACAAUUCCCCGAAGUGUUAUUCCAGGUCUCCACGACGCAGAAAGUGGUGGCGCUCACGAUCGACGAUGCCCCGACGCAGUACACGGAGCAGAUUCUCGAGAUUCUGAAGGAUAAUGGGGCUGCAGCGACUUUCUUCUCCAUUGGUGGCCAGGUCGCUGGACGAGAGGAUGUGUUGCAAAGCAUUCUCCGAUCUGGAAGCGAGUUGGGAAACCACGCCAUGCACGACGAGCCCAGCAUCAACCUCCCCUCGCAAACGCUCAAGGAGGAAAUCACGCAGGUGAACGAGUACAUCGAUGCUGCAUAUCGGGCAGCAGGCCGGCCUCGACAGGCCCACUACUUCCGCCCAGGCUCUGGCAUCUUCAGCUCUCGCUUGGUCGACUUGGCCAAAGACAUGGGCUACCGCACCAUCCUCGGUGGCAUCUAUCCGCACGACCCCUUUGUCUCGCUCUGGAGAUUGAAUGCCUGGCAUAUCUUGGGUAGCCUCCGGCCCGGAGCCAUCAUCAUCUGUCACGAUAGACGCCCGUGGACACUGCCGAUGUUGAAGAGGGUGGUGCCGGAGAUCAAGCGCAGGGGCUACGAGAUUGUGACCGUUACUGGACUGCUGGAAUCGACGAGAGACACGUGA